This is a messenger RNA of Cercospora beticola, 2222 nucleotides long. RefSeq names its product cytochrome P450. The record is from RefSeq and is a predicted model, not a curated record. NCBI's taxonomy places the organism in Eukaryota, Fungi, Ascomycota, Dothideomycetes, Mycosphaerellales, Mycosphaerellaceae. Gene Ontology annotation, molecular function: monooxygenase activity; iron ion binding; oxidoreductase activity, acting on paired donors, with incorporation or reduction of molecular oxygen.
GCUGCCUGUGUGCUUUUGCCUCGGCCAAGCUCCUCCCUGUCGUACAAUUAAUUGGCUGCUGAGAUUCCUUGGGAAACAUGAUGAGAAAUGCGACCGGACUUCUAGAGCGUGUAUCUCCGAGGAAGGCGCAUAGCGUUGAAAGAUCAAGCACAAUAGAGAACUCACACCUUUGAUCGGAUCCUUCGAGCACGGCCAAUAUGACGAACUUCAAUGCCAUCUUCGAAGCUGUGUCGAAAGGGCCCUCUAUCUACGCCUUCGCGCUUGCUCUUCUGAGCUUGGCGAUCGUUUUGGUGUACAGAUUGUUCUUCAGCCCCUUGGCACAUAUACCGGGGCCAAAAUUGGCAGCAGUAACAGGUCUGGUAGAGACGUAUUAUGAUCUGGUGAAAGGCGGACAAUUUAUUUUCAAGCUACAGGAGUGGCACCAACAAUAUGGACCCAUCAUUCGAAUCACUCCAUGGGAAGUACAUAUUUUAGAUCCCGAGUUCUUCGACGAAAUGUACAGUGCAAAGUCGAAGAACAACAAAAUCGCUCAUUUGAAACAUCGACUGGGAAUCACUCUGGCAACUUCGGAACAGAUCGAACAUGCAGAGCAUCAUAGACGGCGCUCCGCAAUCGCACCAUUGUUCGCCACGGCACGCGUCCGAGAAUUCUCUGGAUAUCUGCAGUCGUCUAUGGACAAGCUAUGCUCAAGGUUACGACAGGAAUAUGCUGGUACUGGUAAAGUGCUUCGUUUGGACGACGUCUUCGCAGCAUGGACGACAGAUGCUGUCACAUGGUAUGCGAUGGCAAUGUCCUAUGGCUGUGCGGAACACCCAGACUUUAAAGCUGAAUUUACCAAUGCCUCCGAAGGAUUGAUGGAAGCGAUACAUGCCUUGACUCACGUUCCGUGGCUUGCAAGGGUACUGUCGAUGGUGCCUCCGAAAAUGCUAGCGAAGUUGAAUGCGCAGAUGGGAGCUUUGGGGGCGUUCUAUGCGGAAAUUGACAAGCAGAUUCGACUGAUCAUGGAAGGCGAGAACAAGGGUUACGAGGACGUCGCUCAUCGUACGGUGUUCCAUGAAAUCUUAUCCUCCAAGAUCCUUCGGCCAGAUGAGAAAACCCCCGAGGUUCUAUCAGAUGAAGCGCAGAGCAUAGUACUUGCUGGAAUAGAGACUACUAAAGCAAUCAUGGUGACAGCGUGUUUCUGGGUCCUGGAAAAACCCGAGGUCAAUGAACAGCUACGAAAGGAGCUCGAAGCAGCGAUACCGGAUCCCUCGAACAUGCCGAGCCUGUCGUCACUGCAAAACUUACCAUAUCUGAGCGCCGUUGUGCAAGAAGCGACUCGACUCAUGGGAGGAGUUGCGCAACGUCUUUUCCGCACCAAUCCACGCGCACCCCUACAAUACGGUGCAUACACCUUGCCUCCAGGAACCAUAUUCGGGAUGUCAAUCACUUUGCAACAGAUGCAUCCCGACAUCUUCCCUGGACCGCAUGAGUUCAGGCCUGAGAGAUGGCUGAACGGUGGCCUAGCACCUAACGGCCGGCCGCUGUCAAGAUACCUCGUUGCUUUUGGCAAAGGUCCUCGUAUGUGUCUCGGCAUGAACCUUGCUAAUGCAGAGCUGUACAUCGGCCUUGCAACGUUCUUUAGGAACAUCGACGCUACCUUGUUCGAGACAGAUAGAGAUGCUGUGGAUGUGGCUCACGAUUACUUUUUGCCCAGGCCGAAGCAUGGGACGAAGGGCGUGAGGGUCACUGUGAACCAACAACAUUAGUUUUCAAAGUCGAGAGGCUGCGACCGUCACCACCAGGACUAUGUUGGAUGCUGUGCUAAUGCCCAAAAUCGGACACUGCAACUGCAAAUAUUUACAAGCCGGGCUAGGAUGGGCCCGAUCGACCGAUGCUCAAUGCUAUGCGGAAGUCUCGACUCAUUCGUUGCAAGGGAGAGAAUCACGAUUCUCUCACAAACACAUGCAGGUGAAGGCCUUAAAGUGAGGAGGUGAAGUUGGAGCCGACCAAUACGCAUGCAGAUAGCUCAGCUGACACAGCCAUGGCUUGGACUAGCGUCGAUCGUGAUGCUGAAGGCGUGUCGAGGCUAGGCAUGCCAAAUCGAAAGAGCAGGCUGAGCACUGUCAACACAGCUGCGUUCUUUGACCUCUCCUUCAACCCAAAGCUCAUCGCGGGCUUCAGUGCUGUACAAUACAUUCGAAUGAAGACUGAGUGCUGGUCGUGUUCGCCCAAAAGCAUCG